Messenger RNA from Corythoichthys intestinalis (scribbled pipefish), 3213 nucleotides. RefSeq lists its product as uncharacterized. The transcript has 8 exons. Bases 247 to 2034 code for a protein of 595 amino acids. Lineage: Eukaryota; Metazoa; Chordata; Actinopteri; Syngnathiformes; Syngnathidae. The record is from RefSeq and is a predicted model, not a curated record.
AUGUAGUUAUAUUCCGCGGGUUGCAUGUCGGACAGACAAUGUAUUUUGUUGCAGCCUAAAUGUCAAUAAAACAACGCGGAUUAGCUCCGUGGUUUGAUACUCCGCCUCCGACUCCUUCCCUAGCUCGCCACACGGGACUAUUUUUUUUAUAUGCGUUAUGAUACCACACUAGAGAGAAGUGCUACGGCCACUUGUCUUCACCUCAGUCUGCACUCUGCUGCCGAAGGUUAACGAAAGGAAGUCAACAUGGUGAAAUGUGCUUUUAAAGGUUGUGGAAAAAUACAGAAGAAAUACACAAAGGAAAGUUUCCACCGCUUCCCUGUGAAGAACGGGGAACUAUAUAAACUAUGGUUACUAAAUGCUGGAUUAGACAUACACACACCGGUGGAAAAAGGACUGAAUAUGAGAGUUUGCAGCGCGCAUUUUGCAACAACCGAUAUUAGGAAAACGUUUUGUGGCUAUUCUCUCCUGAAACCAAAUGCUGUGCCUUCGACUGUCCAAACGUAUUCAAGAGCUUCUGAUAAACAGGUCAUAUCUGCUGUACCACAGUCCAUGCCAGUGAAGAAUACCACAUCAACAUCAGGCCAGCCGAGGACAAUACAACCACCAUCAUCUCUAAUGAAAGAUGCAGAAUGGAAAGAACCAAAAUGGAUUGUCAAUGAGUCCAAGUUAAUGGAGUUGUUCAAAACAUGCCAUCAGUGUGGGGUUUUCAUAGCAGAGGAGGACAGGAAAGUGACAACUUCCGGAACUCGCAUACACAUAGAGUGGAGCUGUCUAAAUAAUCACUAUGGAGAUUGGGAAUCAUGUCCCCAAGUGCGUGGGAUGCCAGAAAAUGACUUGUUGGUUGCCUCCUCAAUCCUUUUUGUUGGAUCAACCUUCACAGAAAUAUCAGAUUGGGCUGAACUAAUAAAUAUUCAAAUCCCCAGAAAAACUACUUUUUACUCACUACAAUCCACAUACCUCAUACCUGUUAUAGAGCAUGCAUACCAGGAACAUCAUGAAGACAUAAUGAGAAGAAUGAAAUUACUGUCACUCGGUGGAGGGAUUUCAAUCCGUGGUGAUGGGCGUUCUGAUUGUCCAGGAUUUAGUGCCAAGUACACAACGUAUAGUUUCAUGAGUGAUAAAACCAAAGAAAUAAUCAUGGUUGACCUAGUUCAGGUUACAGAGGCAAGCAGCUCUCCAGCCAUGGAGACACUCGGAUUUCGGAGGGGCCUGGACCGUUUACUUCAGGCAGGAAUUGGAGUGGAUGUUCUCGCCACAGACCGUACUCCUUCCAUAAGGAAGAUCAUGAGAGAGCGCUACCCUGGUAUUGAGCAUCGGCUCGAUAUUUGGCAUGUUGCUAAAGGGAUUAGGAAGAAAUUGAUGGCUGUGGCAAACGACAACAAAAACAUUGAUCUGCUGCCUUGGCUCAAAUCCAUCAACAAUCAUCUGUGGUGGUCAUGGCAGACAUGUGGUGGGGAUUCAGAGGAAUUGAAACGCCGCUGGACGUCCAUCCUCUAUCACAUUUGUGGCAUCCAUCGGUGGGAAGAAGAUGGGGUAGAGCGAACUUGCUACCACCACCAACUCAGUGCGGAAGAGCAGAGAAGGAAGAAAUGGCUGCCAAAGGAUUCCCCUGCAUUCCAGACACUGUCUGACCAUGUCUUGGACAAGAACCUUUUAAAAGAUUUAAACCACAUGACUCUCUUCAAACAUACAGGUGACCUGGAGGCAUACCACAGUACGAUGCUGAAGUACACCCAAAAGAGGCUCCAAUUUGUCUAUAACUCCAUGAAGGCAAGGACACUCAUGUCUGUUAUGGACUACAAUGAAAAAGUUAGGCGCCAGCAAGCGAGGAACGCCGAUGGGACUUUGAGAUACAGCUUGGAGUUUCCAAAGCAAACAAAGAGAUUGGUUGCCCGGGGGAGUUACGAGCCAACAACGCAGACAUUCAAACAGACUUUGGUGGAGCGUGUCCUGGAAAGACUGCAGGAUUCAUCAGUGAAGCUUGCCGAACCAGACUUUGAUUUCAAGCCUCCAACUACUGUUCCUAGCUAGCUCGCCUAGCUCACCUGGUCAGCUCUACGCAAUGGGAUGGGAAACCAGUCCCAACGCAAGAGCCGUUAUGAUGAUGAUGAUGAUGAACUACUAUUCCACCGAACAUUCCAGGCAUCGAAAGGCCUGAUAAAGAAAGGCCUGUCAGUAGAUUUAGAAAAUAAGUAGGUUGACAUGUUCCUUUUUUAUCGAUACUUCUGAAUGUACCACAAUAAAGCAACACACACAUACUGUCUUAUUUGUGAAAUGUGAUGGUUUAAAAGAUGAAAAGUUUCUGGCUAUGAAGGAGUUGUCCUGAGAACAAUUGCAGAGAAUCUUCAGCUUCCCUAAAACCAUUGUAGUUCACAGUGACGUAAGGGUACUUGUCACAGAUGCAGGAGAUGAUACACGAUGGAAGAACACGUCGCUGGCCUCUUCCCAGAUGUUUGCCUUUCAACGCCCACUCAAGAACAACCAUAUAUGCCAACAAUCGGAGUUGCCUAAAACAAGAAAACAAUAAUACAGGGUGAUUCAACAAGAAAGUGGCAAAAUCAUCGUGUGAUAGAUCAAGAGUAUAAAUAAUAAAAGUUACAGAACUCCAUCUUGGACACAUGUUCAAUAUACCCAACAAAUAAGCACCCCUUGGGUAUAAGGAGCAGAAUUCAAAAUGAGGGGGGAAAAGCGGCUUAUAGUCCACAAAUUAUGUAACUUCAAGUUUUUAAAUCAAGUGCUCAAAGGUGGCCAUCACCGGCACUUGUAAUACAUUAAAUAGUACUUGAAGUUCUGUUCAACACAUUUGCCUAUGUCAGAGUUUUGUAAUGUUUUUCAUUUUUGACAUCGCGUGAUGAUUUAGGCACAUUCUCGUAAAUACAAUACUGCUACUGCUUUUUAUAUUGACAUCAUGCUUUUACACUCAUAAUGCAUUACUCUUGAGAUGAUAUAACUGUUUUCCUGAAGUCGAACUAAGCUUAGAGUAUACCGUAGGUGUUUUCAUGAUGAGACCAUUACGAAUAUUCGCCCAGCAUCAAAAUAAGGCAUGCAGGAAUCGACUUACCUCAUUGAUAGCUGGCCAUCUGGGCCUGCUGGCCUUGAUUUUUUUCCCAGGUUAUCUUGUCUACUAAGAAAAAAGUUUCUAGAACACCUUUGUUGAGAAGUGGUAAAAAGUCUUGGUGUUCACUUACAGUGGGGCAAAUAAGUAUUACA